This is a messenger RNA of Varroa destructor (honeybee mite), 804 nucleotides long. RefSeq lists its product as uncharacterized. The record is from RefSeq and is a predicted model, not a curated record. Lineage: Eukaryota; Metazoa; Arthropoda; Arachnida; Mesostigmata; Varroidae.
UGGUUAUUCUGCUCACGUAAUUUAACCGUCAACAGUGAAAGCACAGUCAAAUCGACAGUGCUCCGGUAAGUAGUGAUAAUGCUGUCCUGCGUCGCCCUUUGUGUCGUUGCCUUGGCGACUACCGCCUCGGCCAACUUCACAGCGAACUUGUUCAUCGACCAGGUCCUCAAUGAGAUGCGCUUCCAGGUGUCUCAGAAUGCCCUGGAUCCUUUUUAUGUUCUACCAUUCGACAUCAAGGUAAAAAGCAACGGAAUUGGAAAUCGUGAUCUGAAGGCCAUUUUCAGUCAAGGCACAUUGACGGGUCUCGCGAUGCUUGGCCGUAGGGGUGACUGCUCCUAUGGUACCUUUGGACUAGGCAUGAAAUUGGGAUGCUACAUUUCUCUGCGGCCGAUCGGCGUGUCGUUGAACGGCAUUGUUAAGGGUGACUGGAUAUUUGGAGCCAUGCAUUCGAUCACCACAUCAACAUCAUUGGGAGCAGAUUCAUAUGCCCUGAUCGAGGUUCAAGGAGCCCGUGGCAGACAAGCCGUUCUGGAUCGUGUCACCGUGAAGCCUCUGACCAUGAAUACAUUCGUCACGCAGGGCAGACUUGACUUGAACAAAUCAAGACUAGACGAUUUCGUGAAACACAUCCAUGCCGAAAUCACCAGGCAGCUGGAUAUUACACUCAGAGGUACCUACUCAUCAGUUUUGGCGACUGUGGUCUCACGUCAUUUUAUGCCUUAGAUCUAAAACUUUAAUAUUCAAUGUAUUAGAGAACGUUGCCAAUAAAAAUAAGCAAAGGAAUUGCAGUGCCUUCUAUGUUAA